AUGUCCAUAUCGGAUUCCCAUCUCCAGCACCAGGGAUCGUAUCCUCCACGAAACGUCAUCGUCUCAGUCCCUCUUGCCGACUACCUGACGACUGGCGGAGAAGCGUACCACCGGAGCUACCUUGCGGCCCUGAUCGCCAUCGCAUCCUCUAGCGGUGGACCCGAUUGGCGGAACCUCCUCCUGGCCCUGCUGUACACCAUCGUUUUGACUGUCAUCUUCUCCCGCCGUGGACUUGCUAUGUGGUCACAAACCGCCUUGUACCGCUUUUUUAAUGCCUGGUGGUUUGGCUGGAUCGCCAAGCCAGCCCAGAGGCGUGGAGUCUGA
Molecule: messenger RNA, 324 nt
Organism: Colletotrichum graminicola M1.001
Lineage: Eukaryota; Fungi; Ascomycota; Sordariomycetes; Glomerellales; Glomerellaceae
Exons: 2
Coding region: 1-324 (107 amino acids)
Source: RefSeq, a predicted model, not a curated record